CUAAUCGAUCUUAGUGGGACGUUGCACAUCGAAGAUCAGGUCGUUCCCGGAUCGCUUCAGGCCUUGGAAAAAUUGAGAGGUGCUGGUUUAAAAGUAAAAUUUGUAACAAACACGACCAAGGAGUCCAAAAAUCUCCUCUUUCGCAACCUCAUCAAACUUGGGUUCAAGAUAGAGAAAGAUGAAAUAUUCACGUCAUUAACAGCUGCCAGGUCAGUCAUUGAUGAGAAAAAGUUAAGGCCCUUCUUACUGCUGGAAGAUUGUGCAUUAGAGGAUUUUGCUGGAGUAGACACAGACAAUCCAAAUGCAGUAGUGGUGGGUCUGGCUCCCUCAAAGUUCAACUAUGAAAACUUAAACAAAGCAUUCGACUUACUUUUAAAUGGAGCUUGCCUGGUUGCCAUACACAAGGGAAGGUAUUACAAAAAGGCUGACAACAAACUGCAUUUGGGACCAGGUCCGUUUGUGGCUGCGUUGGAGAAUGCAACAGGAGUCAUUGCUGAGGUUGUUGGCAAGCCAGAAGAUAAAUUUUUCUACUCAGCCAUCAGAUCACUUCAGCCGCCAUCAUCAUCUUCAUCGCCACUACCACAAUCACUGCUGUCUGGUGUCAUAAUGAUAGGGGAUGACAUCAGGGAUGACGUAAUCGGGGCCAUCAGAGCAGGGCUGACAGGGAUUCUUGUAAAAACUGGCAAAUAC
Helobdella robusta is the source of this 690-nucleotide messenger RNA. RefSeq lists its product as hypothetical. NCBI's taxonomy places the organism in Eukaryota, Metazoa, Annelida, Clitellata, Rhynchobdellida, Glossiphoniidae. The record is from RefSeq and is a predicted model, not a curated record. Gene Ontology annotation, molecular function: phosphatase activity. The annotation marks the transcript as partial. The transcript has 6 exons. Gene Ontology annotation, biological process: dephosphorylation.